AAAUCAGAAACUGACCAAUAUAGCAAGUAGGAAAUGGCAGGAAAGGACGAAAAGAGUGUGGCUGAGGAAUAUGUGUAUAGAAUCAGCACUGCUGCGGAGUGGGAGGCUCUUCAAUCUAGUGGUAGUAUCUUUGGUGGUGAGCUUGAUAAGUCCACUGGGUGUAUUCAUCUCAGCAAUCUCAAUCAGGUGCAACCAACUUUGAAGAACUUUUUCCCAAAGUCCAAGACGGAUCUUUAUUUGCUCCAAAUCGAUGCUAAAAAGCUUGGGGAUGGAUUGAUUUACGAAGAUGUGGAUGGCUCCAACGUCUUUCCCCAUUUCUAUGGUCCCGAUAGAAGUUUCAGUCCACUCCCUUUAGACGCAGUUAAGAAGGCAGAGAAGCUAGUUCCGUCAGAUUCCGGAUAUGUUUGUAGCUUGCUAAAUUAGUCAGCAUCUCUCUUGUAACCUUGAAAGUAAACUGGUGUGCUUUUGUUAAUUGUGUGUGGCAGUACAAUAUGAAAGAUAUGUGUAUCAAAUGUCUUAUACCUUAAGUUGUUUGGUAUGUGUUUGGAAAUUUAUAUAACUUCACAUAUUGUUAAUAAUCAUAAUAUAUGUGGUUAGAUGAAGAUGAUA
Molecule: messenger RNA, 609 nt
Organism: Daucus carota subsp. sativus
Lineage: Eukaryota; Viridiplantae; Streptophyta; Magnoliopsida; Apiales; Apiaceae
Exons: 3
Coding region: 34-423 (129 amino acids)
Source: RefSeq, a predicted model, not a curated record